Molecule: messenger RNA, 1137 nt
Organism: Talaromyces marneffei
Lineage: Eukaryota; Fungi; Ascomycota; Eurotiomycetes; Eurotiales; Trichocomaceae
Exons: 3
Coding region: 1-1137 (378 amino acids)
Biological process (GO): nucleotide-excision repair; regulation of transcription by RNA polymerase II; positive regulation of cyclin-dependent protein serine/threonine kinase activity
Cellular component (GO): transcription factor TFIIH holo complex
Molecular function (GO): cyclin-dependent protein serine/threonine kinase activator activity
Source: RefSeq, a predicted model, not a curated record
AUGGCUGACUUGACUGCUAGUCCAUCUCGUCGGGACGAGGAUGAGGUGUGUCCCAUCUGCAAAUCCUCAAGAUACCUCAACCCAGACAUGCGAUUCCUUAUAAACCCAGAAUGCUACCACAAAAUGUGCGAAUCUUGUGUGGACCGGAUAUUCUCGUCAGGUCCGAACUCGUGUCCGGUGGUCGGUUGUAAGAAGACCUUGCGAAAGAAUCGAUUUCGAACACAGACCUUUGAAGAUAUCGGCGUGGAAAGGGAGGUGGAUAUACGAAAGAGAGUUAUGGCAAUUUUGAAUCGCCGCGAAGAUGAAUUCGACAGCAAACUAGACUGGGACAACUUCCUUGAACAACGCGAAACCAUGAUCAUGAACCUCGUCUCCGGCAUCGACGUCGCAAAAACUGAAGCUGACCUUCGCAAAUACGAAGCCUCAAACCUUGACUCCAUCCGCGCCAACAAGGCCCGCGCAUCGCAAGAAGCCUCCUCCUUUCUGGAGCAGCAAUCCUUUGAACAAGAACAAGCUCGUCUACGCCGCCUAGCAGCACGAGAAGAAUACGAACGAGAACAGCGCGAACUCGCCGCCGGCCGUGAAGAGGUGCUUUCUCGACUCGCAUCAGGCCGGCCCGGCGACGCAGCUAGUAUUGCACGAGAAGGUCAAAAGAUCUUACUCAAGAAAUCAUCCGCGCGCCGAAGUGAAGAGGAGAGAUUACGACAGAAACAAGCUGCUCUGCGCGGCGAAAAGACCAAAGGGGCUCGAGUUGUAUCUGCUACUACAGAUUCGGACGCAGAACCGAGCCUUAUCAAAGGUCUCAAGAAAGUCUCUAUACCAGAGCCCGAGAAACCCUACGACCCCUUUGGUGGUAUCCAAGCAGACAAGCGGGAUUACUAUGUAUUGCAAGACCAUUAUCCGGCUCAAUGGCUUGAACAGGCUCGUAACAAUGCGACGUUUGCAGCAGGAGGGUUCGAUGUUAAAGAGUAUUAUUCGCGAUCACUCUUCGAAGCCUUUGCUGGCCUGGCUGUCUUUGUUGAUGAGGAGGUUCCAAAAAGGGAUGAUUUUGGUGGCGUGACCUCGAAAGCUGCUGUUGCCACGAGAGGGGCUGCACAGCAAGCUGCUACGGUUCGCGCUUCUGAUGAUGUUUUUUGA